AACGCGCAGAGGAACAAGAGACGCGCAGUUGCUGCUGUACCUUGAACUCUUUCCACGGGAUGACUUUUACAUUUUUGUCAAAAAACUGUUUUCUCCUAGUCCUGUGUACUACCGCAGCAGUGGUGGCCACUGUCCCUGAACCCAAAAAUGUAAGGGCGACCUCCAUCAACUUCGGUAUGGUCCUGGAGUGGGAAGCCCCCCGGGACGCACCUGGCAAUCUCACCUACAGUGUGGAAUUCUGGAGUUAUAGCUCUGGUUUCAUACCUUGGUGUUCGAACAUACACGAAACCAGAUGUGACUUCAGUAAGAACCUGAGUGUCUUUGGAGUACACAAGUUCCGAGUGAGGGCAGAGCUACAAGAAGAGACUUCCCCAUGGGUGGAGACUCCUGAAUUCUCCAUAGAUAAACACACUCAGAUUGGAGCUCCCACUGUAAAGCUGAUCUCUAAGGAGGGAGACAUAGAGGUAGAAAUCCAAGACCCUGACAUGAGGAAUCAGGAACUCCGUAACGUCUACAGCAGAGUGUCCUACAACAUCAGAUACUGGAAAGAGGAUGAAGCAGAUAAGUUCUCUAUGCUGAAUGACCAGCUGCAGAACAGGGUAGUGCUGCUCCAGCUAGAGCCCUGGACGAGGUACUGUGUGCAGGCUCAGGUCUACAUCCUGUACUCAGAGAAGAGAGGAGAAUUCAGCAAAGCAGUGUGUGAGACCAGCACCACAGACGGGAAGGUGAAGCCGUGGGUGACGGCACUGGUCAUGCUGGGCAGUAUGGUGGUGGUGAUGGGGACGGUGAUGGUGAUUUUCUUCGCUGCCUUGUACGGCUACAAAGCAAUCAAGUUCCUCUACCCCUCCGUGAAACUGCCUGAGCACUUCAAACAGUACCUGAUUGAGCCUCCCCAUUCCUACAUCUUCCUGGCCAUGCAGAACAGCCCCCAGCCAGAGGAGCAGUGUCAUGAGGUCUUCAUCGUGUCAGAAGCGACAGAGAGCUCAGCAACAAAGGAAGGAACCCCUCUAUAGCCCUGACAGCUACUGUGUAGAGAGAGAGACUCAAGGCUGAAAAGGAGGGAGACAGGGACUGGAGUGGAAUGAGGAGAAACAGACCAGAGAGGGGCGGCCUUAAAGUGUGUUGGGUAGGGCUGAAAUGGAUGGGGGCGGGGCUGAAACGAAGAGAGGCAGGGCUCAAAGGGAGAGCAGCAGGAAUGAGGAAUGAGGAGAGGAAGGAGGGGUAGGGGUAUGUGGUAAAGCAUUAGGACAGCCUUACCUUUACCAGCCUGCAAAAUACACAAAUGGACUUCACUGUUUUGAACUGUACAGAUAUAUGCACUGUCUGUAUAACUGCAUUGGAAAAGCACCUGGAUGCUGUUUACAAGAUAGUGUGUGUGUGUGUGUGUGUAUGUGUGUAUGUGCGUGUGUGUGUGUGUGUGUGUGUGUGUGUGUGUCUAUGUGUGUGUUUAUGUAUUCCUCUCCCAGCUGUUCAGCUGGAUGUUCUUAUUAUUAUUAGAAUUAAACGUGGAAUUGAUUGACUUUUGUUGCUGGUUACUGCAACACUCAACCAAACCUCACUGCCUUGAUUCUGUCCUGAUGUCUUUAGGUUAUGGGUUCUUCAUUAUUUUGUCCAAAUACAAAACCCACACGGUACCUCUUUCCACCCUGUGGUUUCCUCUUCCAUUGCCAACCUGAAUGACAUGUCUACUCUGUCUUGGGCUGGCCCCACCCCUCCUUGGCCCUCUUCCUAUCACCUGGGCCAAAACACUUUAAUCGACAGGCAGACAAACUGGACCCUUGCAAUGGGUGUCACAAUGGGUGUUAAUUACAUUACAUUCAUUUAACAUAGUGUAAGUGUAAUGUGACGACACACUGCACUGGUGCACUGGGACACCAUGUCUGCACUAACACAGAUGGGCUAAAGAUCAGUCAGAGUAACCCAGGUAAAAACAUCCAUUGAUGUAGAAGCCCUGUCAGAGUGUCCCAGCCAUGUGUUUCUCUGAACCCAUGGCCCUGAUGGGACACCAAAAGGGGUAUAGGUAGUACACACAGGUGUGCUUUAUGCAAAGUGGUUUUCCUAAUACUGUUGAACAGAGUAGAAUGAACACCCAUUCAGAAUGAGGAAACCGGUGUGUCGGUGCUGCUGUCAUUCCAGGACGUGCAUCAUGUUCUUGUAGUUAACUAAGAUAUGUCCACCAUAAUACAAGGAAGUGCUGAGGGAUGUUUUUGUAAGGAAAAUGCAAAACCUGCUUCAGUGUUCUUGGAUGGUCACCUAAUACAGUCAAAACUAACUCAAUUAUCAAGGGGGGUUAGAGACAAAGGGAAUUGAUUGGCAUGCCUUAACAAUUGUUAAGGCAUGCCAAUCAUAACAAUGACCAUUUGGUUGCCUUCCACACCACACCCUUUGUUCCUGUAUGAGGUGCGAUACCCCUGUCCGUUAUCAUGAGCAGGAUGAAGGAGGAGACUCUGUGGAGCCUCGAAAACCUUACACAUGUAAAUGUGCAUUUGUUUCUCUGCCACCCAAUCAGGGACAGGAACCUGCUUGUUAUUUCAGCAUUCUGUUUCAGGUUUGGGUAUAAAAGCUUGCACCCAAACAACAUCAUUUUGUAAUUGA
This is a messenger RNA of Megalops cyprinoides (Indo-Pacific tarpon), 2595 nucleotides long. RefSeq names its product interleukin-10 receptor subunit beta-like. Gene Ontology annotation, biological process: blood coagulation. Gene Ontology annotation, molecular function: protein binding. NCBI's taxonomy places the organism in Eukaryota, Metazoa, Chordata, Actinopteri, Elopiformes, Megalopidae. The record is from RefSeq and is a predicted model, not a curated record. The transcript is spliced from 7 exons. Gene Ontology annotation, cellular component: membrane. The coding region runs from base 60 to 1013 and encodes 317 amino acids.